Messenger RNA from Elaeis guineensis (African oil palm), 2084 nucleotides. RefSeq names its product light-mediated development protein DET1. Gene Ontology annotation, biological process: positive regulation of proteasomal ubiquitin-dependent protein catabolic process; protein ubiquitination. Gene Ontology annotation, cellular component: cullin-RING ubiquitin ligase complex; nucleus. The record is from RefSeq and is a predicted model, not a curated record. Gene Ontology annotation, molecular function: ubiquitin protein ligase binding; ubiquitin-like ligase-substrate adaptor activity. NCBI's taxonomy places the organism in Eukaryota, Viridiplantae, Streptophyta, Magnoliopsida, Arecales, Arecaceae.
GCCCAGUUAUCAAUUUAGUACAGUGCGGCGAUUGAGCUCCCGCUUUUUGUUUCUUGUCUUCUAACUAACCUGCCCGGAGAGCGGGAGAGCGGUACUUGACAGAAGUGCAGGCGGGAACGUGGGCCGCAAAAUAUCCGCACGCGCUGCCACCCCAGUAGCCCACCCCGUCCUCCUCCCGCCGCUAUAUAUUCACGGCCACCAAGUCCUCUUCCCUUCUAUCUCUAGACCCGUCUCCGCGUUAGCCACCUCUCGCUCGUCUCCGUUUGGCCGCCCCCAUCCUCCUCCCGUCCUCCGUAAUGAUGUUUAGGAGCAACAACCUCGCCGCGAGAGUCUUCGAGCGCCAGAUCCUCACCCCCCGCCCCGGGACCAGCGUUAAUCUUGUUAGACUUUUUUAUGAAAAUUUGGUUCCAAGUUGUACCAUAUAUGACGUUGAUUGCCCAGACCAUGGGUUUCACAAGUUUACAGAUGACGGCCAAUACCUUGUGAGUUUUAGCAGGAAUUGCCAGGAUCUGAUCGUUUACAGACCCACUUGGUUUUCAUUUUCGUGCAAAGAAGAAGAUUGUGAUUCACACAGUCUGCCCGAGAAAGCAAAGAGAUUUGACAGCUUUUUCACCCAGCUCUACUGUGUGUCUCUUGCAUCCAGCACUGAGUACAUUUGCAGACAGUUCUUUCUAUAUGUGCAGAGUCACCAGUUUGGCUUGUUUGCAACCUGUACUGCACGAUGCAUUGAUGCACCUACUACUGAGGGUGCAAUAGAUGAAAUCCCUUCAAUAGAAAAGAUAACAUUUUACCUUGUGAGAUUGGAAGAUGGAGUCAUAUUAGAUGAGAAAGCCUUUUGCAAUGAUUUUGUUAGCUUGGCCGAGAUCAUGGGUGUCUCCUUCUAUGAGGAUCUGCUGUGUAUCUUGUCCCUUCGAUAUCAAACAUUACAUGUACUACAAAUUCUGAAUUCUGGAGGCCUUGUUGAUGUACGAAAUAUUGGCAUAUUCUGCCGAGAAGAUGAUGAGUUAUUUCUUAACACCCAUGCUCAGAUUACACAGGGGGGUUAUUUUCUUAGUGGUAUCAAGCAGCGUUUGCUUUCAUUUGUUUUUCGCAGAAUAUGGAAUGAAGAAGCAGAUCCGACUUUGAGGGUUCAACAUCUAAAGGAGUUCUAUUUUCGCUUUCAAGAUUUUGUUGAUUUCAUCAUGUGGAAGAUGCAGUUUUUGGAUCGUCAUCAUCUUUUAAUUAGAUUUGGCCACAUGGAUAAAGGGGUUGACCGAAUCACUAUUCAACAUCCAACAUUCUUUGCUGUGUAUAACAUGGAGACAACAGAAAUUGUUGCAUUUUAUGAGGAUUCUUCAGAGGAACUUUAUUCAUUAUUCGAGCAAUUUUGGGGAGAUUUUCAUUGUUCAAGAAAUUCUUUGCAUGCGAAUUUUAUUUCUUCUCACUGCAAUAACAUCUAUGCUCUUGAUGAGUAUCGGUGCAUGAAAAAUAGUGCCAACAGCACCUCACAGUUCAUGAAGAUGAUGAUAAGUUCAUUACCAGUCAAUUGCCAGACCCCUUGCCCUUCACCAUAUUUGGAUCUUUCGCUUUUUCAGUAUAAUCAUAAGCUGUUUCCAAUAUUUCACCAUGUACACUCCGCUGAACGUCCUGUAGAGUUCACCUCAAGGAGGCAACCGAAUGUCCUCAAUUUCAAGAUAAAAUCAGGACCUGAGGCUGGUGUUCCUGAUGGCAGGCCAGAGAGAUCUUCGUUGUUCCGGUUCCAUCCUUACUUACCAUUGGCUCUUUCCAUCCAGCGGACAAACAUGCAACCAACUGUUGUGAAUAUACAUUUCCGGAGAUGAAGCUACCUUUGUCUUGCAUUAGUUUUUGCAAGAGAAGUACUAGGCAGCACUGCUUAUUUGAAGUGCCAAAAAGAGUACAAAAGCAAAUGUUAAUUGAGUGUUCAACAAAUUGAGUGUACAAAAGCAAAUUCUUCUUUGGGGGAAUUUUCGGCUAGGGCAAGAUUUUGAGAAUUUUGGCAUCAUGUAAACCGAAUCAUUUCUGUAUAGACUUCCUGAAUACCUUCCCUGAUGAUAUAUAAAGAUCACCGAUGGAGCCCUUUUCUC